Molecule: messenger RNA, 3355 nt
Organism: Ictalurus furcatus (blue catfish)
Lineage: Eukaryota; Metazoa; Chordata; Actinopteri; Siluriformes; Ictaluridae
Product: protein mono-ADP-ribosyltransferase PARP11
Exons: 7
Coding region: 574-1611 (345 amino acids)
Molecular function (GO): NAD+ poly-ADP-ribosyltransferase activity
Source: RefSeq, a predicted model, not a curated record
CAGCCCAACACAGACUACUACUGCUACACCGAAUCUCGAGCUUGAAAUUCAGCGCGUGGAGUUCUGAAACGCCUGACUCCUUUGUGUAAGACCCUUGCGUCACGAGUGACGUAUACGGAAAUAUAAACAAUAACAACUGAGCUUCUGAGGAAACAGAAACCUAAGCUAAAUUAUUAUGACAGUAUUGGGGUAUUAUUGCAUUUAAAUUGAGGUAACUAUGUAUACAUUGGUGGUCAGAUCAUAAUAAUUACAUGAAUAACAAUGACAAUAAAUACAUUUUGAAAUCUCGCCAAACAGGCACAAAAUAAUAAUAAUAAUCGGUGUAAAGUUGCAUCAUCGUUCGAUAUUCGAUAGUGAAGAUAGGUCCGAAUUUUACUAUAUAGAAUAGAGCAGCUCGUUCAUGUAUCUAGUUUAUAAUAUGCUAUGUUUAGACACCAGUGUUAAAGAUGCCAGUUGAUACCGUUUUAUAUUGGAUAUACAUUGCGUGAGCACCGCGAUCCUAAAACAAUAGCACAUUUUGGUCCAGCUCUUUGGUACAAAAGCCUGUCUGGGUCCAGCCGUCUGCUGCUGUUUAUGCCUUUGCCACAGAUGCAUUGCUCCGUAACUGACAAGUGUGUUCAGCAUGUUCAGCAAAUGUGUCCCAAAAACAAUGAUGAGGAAUCAUGCGAGGAGGAGAUGGACACAACUGAGCCUAACUGGCAUUGGUUUUACCUGGCUGAAUGUGGAGUGUGGCACAUGUUUGAGAUUGAUCCCAGUGCAGGAUGCUCGGUGACCAGCGAACAGAUUGAAGCGAAUUACAACAGGAAUCAGCAUGGUUCCAUGGAUUUCUAUACACCUAAAUAUAGCUACAGAUUAGACUUUUCAGUUAUGAAGCAAAUCAAUGUCACAACUGGAAAACAGAGACCAAUAAAAAGGGCUCUACAUUCUGCCACUGGAUUUAGAUUUAUCUGUGAUAACCUGGCUCUGCCAGUCCCUUGUCACUGGGAAAGAGUUAACACAGAUGAGCCAUACCAGCUCAUCCCUCUGUGCAGAGACACAUUUGAAUACAAAGAGGUGGCCAGGCUGUAUGAGAGGACAAUGUCUCAACCUAUAAAAUCCAUUCAGAGGAUACAGAACCUGGAUCUGUGGGAGUUUUUCUGCAGGAAAAAGGCCCAGCUGAGAAAGAUAAAACGUAUUAUAGAUAUUGAUGAGAGGAUGCUGUUUCAUGGGACAGGUCACAGUAACCUCCAGGCUAUUUGCACAUACAACUUUGACUGGCGACUUACAGGAAGUCAUGGUGACGUCUAUGGAAAAGGAAGCUAUUUUGCUCGUGAUGCCAAAUACUCCAGUAAGUUCUGCCACUCCACCAGCAAGCAUAACUUCACGCUGCAGAGACACGGCCUGGCACCGCCCAUAUUCCAGAGUGACCCGCCGUAUAAGUGCAUGUUUCUGGCACGGGUGUUAGUAGGGGAAUACACAGUAGGUCACCCACACUUCUGUCGCCCGCCCUCCAAAGACCUGAGUAUUGCCAACUUCUUUGACAGCUGCGUGGACGAUAUGGUUAACCCGAAGAUCUUUGUAAUAUUUGACAGCAACCAGAUCUAUCCUGAGUACCUUAUCGAAUUCUACUGAUGAAGAGGCAAAGGACAAUUUGGACUAGUUAUUUAUUGAAGCCACAGGAAUGGUUGCUUCAAAUAAAAACAGCAAAGCCGUGGUUUGAAGAGCCAUGACUUCCCUGUGUGUCAGUGCCAAAGUUAAGGUGUGUACAUGCCUGUGAUGAUAACGACUCACAUAAGACAGGAAACGUGGGGGUCAAAAACAUACUAGUGAGUCCCAGCUCCAGUUCCUGAGGGCUAGAGUCAAGCACAGUUUGCCCCUUUCUCAGCAUUAAUAUAUUCACAUUUCCUUCCCAGUUUGGUCAGGCAAAUUCCCACCCACUAGCUAACUCUCCCCUAUCUCUAACCAGCUACCAUCAUUGAGGGUGGGGCAAACGUGUGCUUUAUCCAAGCCAACCUCCUCAUGUUUUCACUGCUGUUCAUACUGUGUCCCAGGGCAGCAGAACACACUCGGAGGAAAGCUUUGCUGCCCUCUUCUGCAUACAUGACACCAUAGACACCCAUAGUGUCUGUGUGAUUGACAGGGGAGAGAGAGUAUGCCAUUCUACCCACCCAGAAAGUAUGGCAAGUUUUGCUCUCUUGACUCCCAGCCAUGGAUGACUAUGGCAUCAUCGGGAUUAGUACUUGUGAUCACAGAUGAUAGGUCGCAUACUUUUCUGUUGCACCACUUAAGGAGCCAUAUUCACAUUAUAUUCACGACUUACACAAACGCUUUGUGGUGACCACUGAAAACAUAUUGUCAUGAUUGUAUAAAUAUGUCAGUGUCUACUCAUGCAAAUCAUCACUUAAUCAGUAGGAGCAGGGAAAUAAGCAAACUGCUGAGCUCUGUUCAGAACUGGAGUUGUGCACCUCUGACAUAGACUGUGAAUCAUAUUCUAUCCAUGCUCUUAUUUGGGCUGCACAAUAAUGGCUAUAAAGAUCAUUGUAGUUAUUUUGCUCAAUACUGAGGUCAGAAUAGCACUGCAUGGCCAAAAGUAUGUGGAUGCCUGACCAUUACACCCAUAUGUGCUCCUUCCCUGAACUGUUGCCACAAAGUUAGAAGCACAAAUUGUAUAAGUUGUCUUCGUAUGUUGUAACAUUAAGAUUUCCCUUCACUGGAACUAAGAGGCCUAAACCUAUUCCAGCAUGACAAUGUCCCUGUGGACUAUGCAAGCUCUAUGAAUACAUGGUUUGCCAAGGUUGGAGCAGAACUGAAUGCCAGGCCUCCUCACCGAUAUCAAUACCUGACCUUACUAAUGCUUUUGUGGCUGAAAAGACACAAAUCCCCACAAUCACAUUCCAAAAUAUAAUUUGAAGCCUUCCCAGAAGAAUGGAGGUUAUUGUAACAGCAAAGGGGGGACAAACUCUGGAAUGGGAUUUUCAGCAAGCACAUAUGGGUGUGAUGGUUAGGUGUCCACAUACAUUUGGCAAUAUAGUGUAUAAUCAGAAUUACAUUAUAUAUUUUUUUAUUUUAUAUCAUAUUAUUUCAAAUCAACACAAAUAAGUCAGAUCUACCUCCAAAACCUCAAAUGCCGACUUUUCUUACUUCCUUAAAAGGGCCCUAUCUUGUUAUCUUGUUAGCUGGUCUGAUGCAUGACGCAUAUUAUUUAAAUGAAUUCCCAUGUAGUACUGUAUGGUCAGUCCACAAAAAGGGGAACAAACAGAAAUGGGAAGUGGAAGUGUUGGAGAUAAUGAGUGAAAUAAGGAUGACAAUAGUAAGCCAAAAGGGAUAGUUUCACUUUCUCACAAUCAGAGUUUGUCAAUCAGUUUGGACCAUAAUA